UCGGAUAUUUGACGACAUUCUACUCUUGAAGUGUCUUCCCACGCCAAUGUUGGUCAUUGGGGCAGUUUGACCAUACUACACCACGCUGGUCCAGUGCGGGUUGGUGAAAGGGGAUCGCUCAGGACUGGUGAGAGAUGACACUCGCCGCUGAUGUCCCCUGCGGCCGAGUAAUUAUCAAACCACCGCUCACCCUCCGUGAUAACACGCGUAAAUGAAUGCCACGGAUUUGUGAGAGUUCAUUAUCGCGAUUGCCAUAAACUCCGGAUUAUAAGACGCUCUGAAAAAGUUUGAAGCAUCCCGAAUCUGUGCCCGGUGUAGAUAAAGUUCACAAAUCUGCGCACGUACAAAGACAUAGACACGCCCACACACACGCGCGUGUCGGAUUACAAGACGCACCACAAAGUGUGGCUUUACAAUCACCUUGGGUGGGGGAAUGCGGUAAUCUGUGCACGCUUUCGACCUUUUUUUAAGAGCCCGGAGACAGCGGUAAUCGGUUCAUUCUGAACUCUCACGGCAUUCCGCCGAUGCAAUCCCUAGCGGCAUAAAACACACACACACACGGCAUGAGAAGCUGCGCAUGACACCCUCUCUCUCUCUUGAACGUUGGCGCUGGGCGGAACGUCUCACGUGUGGACGACGCGUGAAACUCCGCCCGCCCACACGAAAGCGAAACGAGUCGGUGCCGAAACGACGGUGCGCGGGGAGAGGAAGCGAAAAAGAGAGACGACACGGGGGUUUGUCGCUACUUCGUCAAGCUUUCGAUUAGACGGGCUUUCCGACGGAGGGUUUCUCUCGUGGACGAUAUAAACCGAGGCAGGUAUCAUGGGGCCCUCAGAAGCAGCGAGAGGAGCUCAGGGAGCGCAGUCGGUGGAUACUUGGCGUGACUCUCCGCGAGCAACUCGGUUGAAGACGACUCGACGCGACUCAUCGAGACUCAGUGAACGCGAUCGCGCCGUCGUCGUGGGUCACCGUCGUAGCGGCAACUUCUACCGCCAGCACUCACCAAGAGGAGCGGAAUGGAAGCUCGCGGGUCGUGCACGCUCCUGCUCUGCCUCGUGGCCGGAAUGGCCCUGCAGGCGAGCGCCAGGGCGACGGGAAUGGACAUCUGUACGUCCGGAUUUCUGAGCACCGAGCACAUGAAGAAACUCGUGAAGGUCGUGAAUAAAGUUCCAGAUGAUCAGCACAACUUCAGGAUCCUGCCCAACACGGACGAAAUGCGUCACCACGUGCUGAAGCAAGACGAGGCCAGCGUGUGCCUCUUCCGCAAGGCAGUGGCCGAGCUGUACGUGGCCGCCUUCCACGCAGUGGGAACUCUGCGCUUCAUGAGCAAUGGGGAAGCGAGGAAGGAGCGCGGUACAUUCAGCAGCUUCGCUCGGCCCAGCUGCGGAACGACGCAGGAAGGCGAACAGGACGCCACAUUCAAGAAAAUCAUGACAAGACUCGCUGAUGCCAUUCUCAAGGUGAGUUUUACAAGUCCCUGCAGUAACAACGCGCACACGAGAACGCGUCCUAGAGGACUUACGUGGUCAGUCAAUUGCCUGCAGUCCGUCACCGCAAUUGGCCGAACGGCGUGGCGGGGAUACUCAAGGGUCUCACCGUGUCCGCCCGCGUGUUCUUCCCCGUCGACGCAGAUUCCCUCGGACGAGGCGAUGCUCCGCAAGGUGCUCAGAGAGACGGAGCUGCUGCCCAUCGCGUGCACGGAGCGCGCGGAUCGCGAGAAGCCGUCGGGCGGUCGGCGCGGAGGCGGCGGCGGGAAGCGGAAGCCGGGAGCGAAGAAGCAGCGAGGCGGAAAGAAGCGGCAGGGUGCAGAGAAGCGGCCCAGAAAGUCCCUGCAGUGA
Messenger RNA from Petromyzon marinus (sea lamprey), 1838 nucleotides. RefSeq lists its product as uncharacterized. NCBI's taxonomy places the organism in Eukaryota, Metazoa, Chordata, Hyperoartia, Petromyzontiformes, Petromyzontidae. The record is from RefSeq and is a predicted model, not a curated record.